UACGUGACAGAAGUAGGGUUUGUCCUACUCUUUCGCAAAAUAGAGAAGACAGACACGCUUGGACUAAUUUAGGGAUUUAUUUCCUUGUAUGAAUCUGAGGGAACGCCAACGGUGGAUUAUUAUCUGUGAACACGACUCAUUAACAUAAAGCCUACCAAUUAACGUACACCUGCAGCAUGCAAACAGUAGGCCUAACAUUUGAGGACGUUGAAAGUGGUAUAAAGUUGUCUAGAGGAGUUCAGACCAAACAGUAGUCUAACAAUUUAACUAGUUCAAUUGUUUUACUCUGAAGUUAAAAGCGGGCGCGUUCGGUGCAUUUCAAAGGUUUCAUGUCCUUUUUUUUCAUUCGUAGACACAACUCUGCCUUUUAAGUCUCAACCAAAACAAACGCUGCGCCAACUUGACCCCCCAAUAAAUCAGAUGAACGUGGGAAACGCGGCCGUAUCAAAGGGCGCGUGCCUCUCCGGUCCUCUCGCACCUGUGGGAGGGCCUAUAACGAGCAGUAACCAACCGAGUGUCUUACCUGUGAAUACAAAUGUCAUCCACAGUACCUCCUCAUAAAACACUGCAGUUCAUUCCAGCAGCUACGGCGAAACUCAAGAUGGAUAUGCUGGGAGAAACGGGUGAUUCCCCGGAAAAAACGACAAAAUUGAACACGAGCUUAGAUACGGUAUCGCUCGAGGCCAAACGAUGCACGGACUAUAGUCCUCUGGCGGAGACGGAUGAGACUGAAAUCGGUAAGGGGGACCAGCCAGAGAAGCCCCCGUAUUCUUACGUGGCCCUCAUCGCCAUGGCCAUUAAAGAAAGCAAAGAGAAGAGGCUAACCUUGAGCGGAAUUUAUGAGUUCGUCGUCUCCACAUUUCCCUACUACGAGAACAACAAGAAGGGUUGGAAGAACAGCAUUCGACACAACCUCAGUCUCAACGAGUGCUUCGUCAAAGUUCCUAGAGAAGGACUUGGUGACAGGAAAGGUAACUUCUGGACUCUGGAUCCUGCUUUUGAAGACAUGUUUGAGAAGGGGAAUUACAGGCGACGGAGAAGACUGAGGAGACCGUACCGGCUGUCUUCCUUGCCGUACCCCCCGAGAAACCCCCCCGUGGAGUACAGCGAGCCCUUAUACCUGCAUCAGGCGCACGUGUUUGUGCAACCUCCUUUUCUGAGUAACUCCUGGACGAGCCAGCCCCAAGCCAACCCCUUCGGCUUCUCAUCUCCGCAUGGCGCGAGCGGACACUCGCGCCCUAUAUCCCCACCUGGAUAUUCCAACAGCCCGGUGACCUACCACAAUCACCGCUUCCAUCACGCUGCUUACGGAGCGUACCACCGACACCCGUCCGUGCUGGUGCCCCACAACGGAUGUCCCUACGGCGGUGUGACGCAGCCCUUGAGCCCCAGCGGUGGAUCUGCUCCAACAUCAUACCCUCAGUACACCUAUGCCAUUCAACCAGACAUGUCACUUGUUCACUCAAUGGAUUAGUUUGCUAUGGAAGUUGUUCGUUCACGGACGCUAAACUUAUUUUCGCCUGCCACUUCUUACUCUUUUAAAAGGAGGGCAGCGGUUUCAUUUAAGGGUUUGGAGCUGUUAAAAUGAAUGUUCUGUUGCUGAAAUAUUCCAGUACUUUCGGAAUGUUGCACUUUUGUAUACUAAGUAGCCUAUAAAGUAAUGCAAAGGGAAAUGGAGGCUCAGAUAGGCUAAAAGCCUAAAUAUGUUCAUGUUAUUUAUUUGUAUUGUUCUGUAAGAUUAUCAAUUACAAAUUAGGAUACACAUCAAAUAUCUUUAAGUGCCUGCAUUCUUCUGUUAAUCUAUCAAAUUCAUUUAGAUACAUUUUUGUUCAGUGAAUGUUGAAUUGAUGUCAAACAUCAUGUAUGUUUCAAUACAUGUUCUAUUUGCAUUUAAAACCGUAUUGGUAAUUUGCAUAGGCCGGUGCCUAUCACCUGCAUGUGGAUUAUGGUUGCACAUGAAAUAGCCUAACCUUUUUUAGGCUAUCAAUCUUGAAACACCUAGUCGUGUGCAGAAGUUUAAUGUAAACAUGUAGGCUACUAAGAGUUGUAGCUUACUACAAACUUAAUAAAAUGUGAACUUUAUAAAACAUUCUCCCUUUCAGAUCCACGUUCCAGUCUGAUAUGUUUGUCAUUGCAUGCGUGAUUGAUAACUUGGUUCAUAAGGCCUAUUUGUAAAUUAUUAUAGAUACACACAAUGUAUCAAAUAAAAUAUCAAACUCUACAAACUGA
Messenger RNA from Osmerus eperlanus (European smelt), 2229 nucleotides. RefSeq names its product forkhead box L2-like (gene foxl2l). Gene Ontology annotation, molecular function: RNA polymerase II cis-regulatory region sequence-specific DNA binding; DNA-binding transcription factor activity, RNA polymerase II-specific. The transcript has a single exon. NCBI's taxonomy places the organism in Eukaryota, Metazoa, Chordata, Actinopteri, Osmeriformes, Osmeridae. Gene Ontology annotation, biological process: regulation of transcription by RNA polymerase II; anatomical structure morphogenesis; cell differentiation. The coding region runs from base 536 to 1474 and encodes 312 amino acids. The record is from RefSeq and is a predicted model, not a curated record.